AUGCCUAACCAGGUCACCAAAGACGAUGCCUCUCGCAUCCAGAGCACCCAGGACAAGGGCGGAAAGGACAUGUCGUCCGGCGGCUUCGCCGCCAGAGCCCAGGGCGCGGGCGACAGAAACGCCAAUGCCGGGCUCGGUGGCCAGGGCGGCGGUCGGGGAGGUCAGCAGACUGGUGCGAAGAAGUAG
Molecule: messenger RNA, 186 nt
Organism: Colletotrichum phormii
Lineage: Eukaryota; Fungi; Ascomycota; Sordariomycetes; Glomerellales; Glomerellaceae
Exons: 2
Coding region: 1-186 (61 amino acids)
Source: RefSeq, a predicted model, not a curated record